AUCGUGAUAAAUAAUCUAUUCGACCUGUAAACGCUCACAGAAAACACAAAAACUGUGACUUUGUUUAAGGCAUUAGCAGUGCCUAAUUUAUAUCGAGAAGAACUUAAGGGAUAAACAUUUUUAACUUUUAGAAUUUAUAAAUGAUGUAUUCUGUGGAGAUACAAACACAAUCUGGUAUUAAAGAAAAGUGACCUCCGUUGUGUCUAUUUUCAUUAAUCAUGUGCCAUGUAUAUACUAUAGGGCCUCUAAGCUGUUGCAUUCUGUGUGGACUCAUGUGGGACAUGAGUGGCCCUCUGUAAUAGAAAAAAAAAAUGUAACAUAAAAGACUUGCUUUGUUUUUAUAUUUACAUUGAAUAUUUUGAAAACACUUGUGAAAACUGCGUGAUAAUCAUAUCAAAAUGAUGAGGGUGUUUGUUAUCCUCUUUCUACUGACAAUGGUUAAUGUAUCUGUAGAGGCAGGCGGUUAUUAUAAAGCUUCAUGGAGCUAUUAUAAAACAUCCUCUGUGAACGUUCCUAGUGGAAACAGUUGUUCCGGAUGCAGUAUAAACGGAGUAUGUCACUCAGCCGAUCAACAGUGGAAACAAGGUUGUUGGACAUUACAAUGCAAUGUUAGAACUCUUGGUCGUCUAUCAAUUCGACAGUCAGUCCCAGUCAAAACUCAGUGUCGAGAUUCGUACGGUAGGUGUGUGGACAGCGGUGGCACUGACUAUAGCGGCCGUUGCACAUGUCAGGUGAUGGGAACAUCAUUCAAAUGGACAUGUAUUGGGAAAUAAAUAAUUUGAACAGCUUAUUGCUUUUAUGUGAACUUUUUCUGUAUAUAUCAUUCUUGUUAUCUCAUCUAAAUAGUUUAUACAUAAGUACUCGUAACCAAGUGAAAACUACAUAUUUAAUCAAACAUUUUUUUUCUGUAACUGCAUCGUACGAUCUUUAAGGACAGAUUACUUAGCUUAUCUGCAAUCAAUUCCGUCUUCAUGCCUCAUAUGUCAUGUACUGUGUUGUAACUCUAGAUUAAACUGACGAGGACUGAUAACACUAGGCCACAUAAAGUUUAAUUUUAAGUUCAAUUCAGGUUCCCGAGUGGUCUAGAGCGCUUGGUACAGUGCAGAAGGAGGUACCUCGCUCUCCCAAUA
Mytilus trossulus (common blue mussel) is the source of this 1130-nucleotide messenger RNA. RefSeq lists its product as uncharacterized. The record is from RefSeq and is a predicted model, not a curated record. Bases 399 to 773 code for a protein of 124 amino acids. The transcript has 4 exons. Lineage: Eukaryota; Metazoa; Mollusca; Bivalvia; Mytilida; Mytilidae.